Molecule: messenger RNA, 603 nt
Organism: Australozyma saopauloensis
Lineage: Eukaryota; Fungi; Ascomycota; Pichiomycetes; Serinales; Metschnikowiaceae
Gene: RDI1
Product: Rdi1p
Exons: 1
Coding region: 1-603 (200 amino acids)
Biological process (GO): Rho protein signal transduction
Cellular component (GO): cytosol; cytoplasm; membrane
Molecular function (GO): Rho GDP-dissociation inhibitor activity; protein binding
Source: RefSeq, a predicted model, not a curated record
AUGGCUCAAGACGACGAUUUGCUUCCUGAAAACGUCGAAGGAUACCACGUCACCGAAAAGAAAACAAUCGACGAGUACACCAAACUCGAUGCCGAGGAUGAGAGCUUGGCCAAGUGGAAGGCCUCGCUUGGUUUGACCGCAAACGGUACCCCAUACCCCAUCAAAGCCGGAGAUAAGAGAACUGUAGUCAUUGUAGAAAUGGCCUUGAUCUUUCCCGAAGAUCCCAAUUUGGCGGAUGUCGUGAUCCCAUUGGAGGACAAGGAUGGCUCCACACUCGAGAAGAACCAGAUCAAGUUUGCCGUCAAGGAGAAAUCCGUGUAUGACAUCAAGAUCAAAUUCCGCGUGCAACACGAAAUCAUCACCGGGUUGCGCUAUUUGCACUCGGUGAAACGUGCCGGGAUUCCUGUCGAGAAGGCAGAUGAGCCCAUGGGCUCGUAUGUGCCCAACACGUUGGAAAAGCCUUACUAUGAGAAGUCCUUGGGUGCCACGGAGGCUCCCAGCGGGAUCAUCUCUCGCGGUCUGUACUCUGCCACAACCAAGUUCAUGGAUGACGACAAGACCGUGCACUUGGAGUUCCCAUGGUCGCUCCAGAUCACUAAGUAG